UGGUGUGGUUUAUAUAAACGUAGCUUGUAACAUUGGCCUUACAAUAUUUUUCAAUCGAAUGUCGACAAGUGCGGCGCGUUUAAAAUGAAUCCGACUUGCACUCUCGUUUUGUCAGUGCUUAUGUGCGUAGGUUAUUCCACUUCGAGAAAAAUACCUUCGUAUGUAUCCCUAUGCCACCGCGAGGACCCGAAACUAGAACAAUGCUUCAUAAACGCAGUGGAACAAAUCCGGCCAUAUUUCCGAGAAGGAGUUCCGGACCUGUUCAUCCCUCCCAUGGACCCCCUUGUUAUACCCCAAGCCGGUCUUAACAGCGGCGACAACUUCAAAGCCUCGUUCAAAAACAUUCAAAUUUAUUACGCUGAUGAAUUUAAAAUCGAUCAUUUAAAAGUGGACCUAAAUAAAGUCCACAUUGAUUUGAUUGUCAGUUUCCCAAGGUUAAGGAUCAAAUCUACGUAUAAUAUCGAUGGAAGAAUUUUAAUUUUAACACUUAAGGGACAAGGUCCUGCUGAUGGCAAUUUUACAAAUGUGGGUGCGAAGCUGACUGUUGAUGGAGAAAGAUAUUUCAAAAAAGGGAAAGAGUUUAUUGCGAUAACCGAUAAAAAGUUGGAUUUGUCGUUAGGAAAACCUGUGUUUUAUUUUGAUAACUUUUUCCGGGAUAAUCCAGAACUGAAUGAGCAAACUAACAAGAUUAUAAAUGAAAAUAUUGUUGAUAUUUUAGACGAGUUGAGGCCUGUGGUGGAUCAGACGGUCACUGAAUUUGUUCUUGGGAUAGUGACGAGGUUAUUCAAUCGGUAUUCCAUGGAUGAACUCUUUCCUAAUUAAAUUAUUAUUUAUUUUUAUUAAGUACUCAUUUUUGUAAAAUAGGUUAAGCAAUAAAAUAUUUUUUCAGUUA
This is a messenger RNA of Tribolium madens (black flour beetle), 892 nucleotides long. RefSeq names its product putative beta-carotene-binding protein. Bases 85 to 822 code for a protein of 245 amino acids. The record is from RefSeq and is a predicted model, not a curated record. The transcript is spliced from 3 exons. NCBI's taxonomy places the organism in Eukaryota, Metazoa, Arthropoda, Insecta, Coleoptera, Tenebrionidae.